AUGAAGGAAGGAACAUCACUGAUAGAAAGGAGAAGAGAUGGUGCACUGGUGUUGCCGUUAACAAUGAAUAUAGUUGAUGUGUUUCGGGAACAUCUUGAAUCACGUCAUGCACGCAAGGAAGUCAAAGCAUCUGCCAUGAUUAUGGGGAAUCAAUGCGUACGAUUAACAUCCAAGGGUACUUGCUCAUUUCAGUUUGCACUGAAACAGCGAAUCGAUCUCAAGGAAGAGCCAUUUGGUGACAAAGAGAAAAUGAUGGUCGACUAA
Gongylonema pulchrum is the source of this 264-nucleotide messenger RNA. The record is from the annotation of a GenBank genome assembly. Lineage: Eukaryota; Metazoa; Nematoda; Chromadorea; Rhabditida; Gongylonematidae.